UUAUCGUCCAGUCUCCCUUGCUUCCUCGCUGCCUCUAAGCUAUUUAAAUUGAAAUUUUACUUUCAAAUAGCUAGGUUCCUUCUCCCUGAAGGACGAGCAGGUCGACUCCUGUUGGAGUGGCCUGCACCAGCUACAGGCGUCGUUGUUGUUGUUGUUGUUGUUGCUCAUCGUCAGACACUGAGAGGAGAGAUUCUAUGAGACGUUUCACCCGUCCACAUCUUCCCUCCUGAUCCAUCGCUGCCGGCUGAGACGCCAAUUUAUGAGGCAUCGAUAUCUCCAGAUCUCACAUCCAUCUCCACCACGGUGUGUUUGGAGGUUGAUGGAGACGAUGCUGGCGACGCUGGUGCUUCUGACGUCGGGAGCCGGAGGUGCCGGGUGGUCGGUGACUUUUGAGGAGACGGAUCUCUGCGCUCCGCUCGGAGCCUCGGUGGAGAUCGGCUGCUCGUACGACUACACGGCCGGAGAGACGGUGCAGCAGACGGCGUGGCACAAGGGGCGGCUGCAGCGCGGCCUCUGGACGCGCGUGGCGCUCGCCGACCUUCCUUCCUUUCAGAAUCGGUCCGAAUAUCUCGGCGACCGGCGGCACGACUGCGGCCUGGCGAUUCACGACCUGCGGGUCAACGACUCCGGGCAUUACUACUUCUGGUUCGACACGGAGACGUUCGGAAGGCGGAGUCAAGGAUCGGUGUAUCUGACCGUCACGGCCGAUGCAGAGCUGAGUGCCAGCGUGUUGCCCGCCAGCGUGAGAGCUGGAGACCACGUGACUCUGACGUGUCUGACGUCCUGCCAUCCUGCCACCACAGUGUGGUUUAAAGACGGACUUCCUGUCGCCAGGACUCAGUUCCAGGCGAGAGCAGAGGAUUCUGGGAACUAUGUGUGUGCCGUUAAAGGAGUGGAAUCAGUUCUCUCUGAUCCUGUGGCUCUGGAUGUGCAGUACCCCCCAUUGAACGUAUCCGUGGAGAUGAGUUCUUCGGCCAGCGGAGUGAAUCUGACCUGCAGCGGUGCCGCUAACCCUGCAGCAGACAGGUACACCUGGUACAGGGGUGCUGGUUCCAGUCCCGGCCCCCUGCUGGAGGUGGGGUCAGGACGGGUGCUGUCUCUGGCCUCUGGGGGGGCGGCCCACGCCGGCCUCGACUACCGCUGCCGGGCCAGCAACCACCUGGGGGGAAGCUACUCACCUGGGCCGCCAGUCACACCAGACUCCACCGACAUAAGCCGCGUCGUCCUCUGCGUGGGGAUUGGAGUGAAAUCCUUUGUGCUCCUGUUUCUGCCUCUUGUUAUUAUUUGGAGGCUGAGACGUAAACCUGCGGCGCACAAAGAGGAGAGCUGUGAUUAUGAAAACGUCAUCACAGUCUGAAGAACACGGCGAAGGAGACGUGAGCAGCUGCUGGAGAACACCAAGAAAACUUCACACACACACACACACACACACACACACACCUACACCGACUCCAUAUCAUUACACUAUUUUUCUUUUUGUUCUGUCUUUCUUUUUUCUUUUGUUGUAAGCCCAGUUGUUUUUUUGUCUCUUUCUGCACUGGGAGAUUCAUUUAUCUUUGUUGUGAUUUUUCUUUUUAUUGUUUGAAUUGUGCAAAAGAAUAAUAAUAUAAUAUAUAUAUUAAUUUUAUUUUUAUAAUAUAUAUAUAUAUAUAUUAUAAUAUAUAUAAUUUUAUUUUUCAUAAUAUAAUACAUCUUAUUUUUUUAUAAUAUAAUAUAUAUUAUUUUAAAUUGUUAUAAUACAUAUAUGAACAUUAUGUGAAACUGUCUCUUUAAAUAAAAUGUACCACUUUCUUCUUUA
Molecule: messenger RNA, 1798 nt
Organism: Pseudoliparis swirei
Lineage: Eukaryota; Metazoa; Chordata; Actinopteri; Perciformes; Liparidae
Product: B-cell receptor CD22-like
Exons: 8
Coding region: 260-1357 (365 amino acids)
Source: RefSeq, a predicted model, not a curated record